AUGCUUUCAGAGAUCAGAAAUGGCACCAGAGUGGAGAAUGGCGUUCCGGACUUCACUGCUUCCUCUAUGAAAGUGCUCGAUGGGAUACGUGACAGGGAAGGUGGUGAUAAGGCGCCGAGGUUCGAACACACGAGCAUAUGCUUAACAAACGGUCAGGCCGACCUUUAUAACUGGAAGCAUCUAGAGCAGAUCGAAGGGGACGAAAUAGUAUUCCCUGCGGUCGAUCAGAAGACUCCUCAUACUCCGAGAGACUUUAACGUAGAAGAGGUAUCAUCUUUGGGGUACCGCACUCAUGUCACGCUGAAGGUGGGAUGUCGCGUCAUGACCACGAUCAACCAUCCUAACGGAACCUAUGCUAAUGGGCCACAAGGAGUAGUCACUCGGAUUGAAACAGGACUUACAGAUGAUCCUAGAGUCCACAUCCUCCUAGACGGUGAGAGCAACGCCAUAUUGGUAUGCCGUGAACGAUACACUCUAUCCAACGAACACGGCGAAGCGGUAUUUAUAAGAGAUCAGCUACCGAUUAUGGUUGCAGCAGCAAUGACUGCCCACCGUACGAUAGGUCUCACACUCAAUGGUAUCUGGCUCCAUCUUCCGUUUAAGAACCGAUCCAAGAAGCGAGAAGCCGACGAGAUUGCAUUCUGGCAACAGGAAUGGCUCGAAGGAUGCAUCUACACAGCAUUAUCAAGAGUUGGUUCACGACAAACUGUGAGAGUGGACGGCUUACGCAGAGCUUCAACCAGCCAGACUCUUAACCCCAUGUUCACGAUGGGCACCGACGCCCUAGAGUUCGACGCCUGGUGUAGGUCUCAGAACAGCCUCAUAGACAGCCCAACAUCAAGAUGCACUGAUCCAUCGUCGACAUUCCCUGAGCCAGACAGGAAAUUGAUGGGCGAUAUGAGAGCCACGCUGGACAGCCUCGUCAAGCAUAUGGAGGAUGCACCAGCUAAAACGGCGGAGCGUGUGUCAGUUCAGCUCGAAGCGGCCAUGUCACGGACGUUACUAUACAACCACUUUGCUACUCUAUAUACGUCGAGAACGAAUGCAGGUAAAACUUCGAUAAAUCCAGUGGUCUAUUGCAUGAGUCGGGGCGACUUACGAAUGGUUGUCGAAGCCUUAUCGACUGAGCAUCAGUGGGAGUUCUAUGGUCAGCUCGACGAGUAUCUCAACAUCACAGUCUCUCAAUCUGACGGUCCUGACGAUGAGAAGAUACUAGAAAUUGCCAAAUAUGUAGGAGAUACUCAGUACACAAACGCGAAUGAUGAUGAUAAUCGACCCAGAACCUCAUACUCCAGGACCGGUAACGCAGAUGCUGUAGACGCCGCUCGCCCAACAGUCGAAGCAUGCUCGGCUGCUGUCACAGAUGCGAGAGUGUCUGAUCAAGGUAAUAACGAUGAUACUAGCUCCUGCAUUAACUCUGAAGGAGAGGCGGCUGACUUCGACGAGCUCAGCGAAAUGGCUCAGGCUGAUGCAGGCUCAGGAAAAGAUCGUUUCGAACAGCGAGCCUUCCUGAUAUGCGAGGGAUCGAUUCAUGACGUCGUGGUGGCCUACCUCGCCGAAUGUCCACAUUACAAUCUAACGCGGACAACUAUCGAUCGCCUGAAGUCUGGGAGAGCAAGUUGCAUCCUAGAAUGCCAACGCAGCGUUUCUUACCGAUUCUCUCAGAAGACUCCGAUCUCUGGUAGCAAGCCGGACUGGCGUUGUUGGCCUCAAGAUGCCUGUCCUCUGCGUGAAGUAUGUGUCGUAGCUCGGAACGGUAACUGCUACUUCUACGGUGAGGCUUCUGCGCGUGCCUCAAGAGAGCAAUGGCGCUCUCACGCCCAUAUUCCUGGGAGCACUCGCUGCAGGUCGGCAUUCAUACCACCACCAAUAAUAGACGACUGGUUGGCUCUGAUCUCCGAAAGCCCAGGAAUGACCCGAGGUGACCUAAUCAACUGGACAAUGAGGAAGCAUCUAGAUGGUGGUUACCGUGGAUCAAGACACACCUUCGAGUUUAUGGUGGCCAAGAAGCUCGAGAGCGAGAGUGAGAAAGUUCGGGCGGUGAUGAGGUCCCUCAGGCCCGGAGGCAAGAGCGGCCUCAGCGUCGAGGCGUUCAUAGAGAGCUUGGCUCCAUUGCGAUGCUCUAUAGAAGACCUCGUCCACCGAGUCAAGCCUGUCAUCAUGGAGCUCACAGUGAUCGGUGAGGACAUACUAGAUGAAGAAGCCGAUCGAAAUCUUCUCGCCGCCGAUAACUGCCUGGUUCUCGGAGACAUCCUUUGUACGAAAGAACGAGCUGAUAACGGUCGAUUCGUAGUGAACGAGUUCUGCAUGGUAGCCACGAGCGCUCGGAUGCUGAAUAACAUGAGGAACUGUGGCACCAUUGGAGUGGACUGCAGUUUCAACAUAGUACUCGCAAAUAUGGCCAUAGUGGUGGUUUGUGCUCUUCCUAGAGGAGAGACUGCACUACCAGUUGCUCUGGGACUUGUACAUGCCGAAUCUGCAUCGUCUGUGGCCCAUUGUCUGCGCCAGAUCAAGAAUGCUGCAGUAGCGUUGUGCCUGACCGAGAGUGAGCCUAGAGAGGUGGUCAUGGAUGGCUCCGCGAGCAUACAUGCAGCUUGUGAGUCCAUUUUCAACGAUUUCGAUGUCAUAAGCUGCUUCUUCCACGUGGUGAAGCGAGCACGGGAGGCCAAGGCUAAAGCUCGUCUACCGAAGGAGCUGUGGGGAGAGGUACUCAGGGACCUGACAUCACUAGCGUGCACAACCAGCCGUAUAGAAUGGGAGAUAAUAACGAGACUAUUCAUCGAAAAAUGGACUAAUGGUAAUACCAAGUAG
This is a messenger RNA of Perkinsus marinus ATCC 50983, 2811 nucleotides long. RefSeq lists its product as hypothetical. Bases 1 to 2811 code for a protein of 936 amino acids. NCBI's taxonomy places the organism in Eukaryota, Perkinsozoa, Perkinsida, Perkinsidae. The record is from RefSeq and is a predicted model, not a curated record. The transcript has 3 exons.